AUGUCUGGUGAAAGCAGUUUCGCUGGACAGCCGUCUACUACCGCACUCAGUUCUGUUGCCAUACAAGCUGGAGAAUCUAGAAUAAUCAUCUCUGUCCUAAAGAGCGGAGAGCUGAUCCAGUUGCAGUUAGCAGAAGCCAUACCAAAUUUACUAGAGAUUGGGGCAAGUCAAGAGGAGGCCAAGAAGCUGCUACGGGACCACAAUGUGCUUCUCUUCAAACUCAAGUCUUUAGAAGACCAAGUAUGGGAUAUUUUAUGUCAAGCUGAUGAGACAGCUGAACAGAAUGAAGACCAAAGACAAAUAUAUGAUGCCAUGGCAGCGACUUUAAAGGAAGCCUGGGAUUCCCUGAUCGUUGUGCUAGAGAAAAGAAGAGACUUGUUACAUGUGACUUCUGAAUUCUUCAAUACUGCAGCACAGUUUGCUGAUGCAGUUGAUAAUGCAGAGGCCUUCCUUCAGAACAUACAAGAAACUUCCAACAGUAUUCCAGAAUGCCUGCAACAGCACCAACAGCAUACAAGAGUUGUUUUAGAGCGAUCCCUUGCUUUGCUGAAUAAAAGCCAGGAAGUCACUGAAUUCAUCCAGCAGUUCUCAUCUCAGCAGCCAGUUUCCAGCUCCGAGAUGAUAAAAGGGGCUCGCUGCAGCUCCUCCAGAAUUGAGGACCUCCUGGAAGUGCUGCAAGACAGGAGGCGGCAGCUAGACAAGCAGAUGAGGCAGAAAAGACAAAGGCUGGAGUAUGGCUUGCAGGUCAGCCAGUGGCACCAACAAGAAGACAAGGUUAUGUGUUGGUUAAGAAAGCAUAUAGAUUUAUAUUUGGCAAACCUCCAGCUAGGGGCAUCUCUGACAGAGAAUGAGGAACUGCUUCACAAACACAAACAACUUGUUCAUAAUUCCACGGAAUGGAAUUCAACAGUAGACAAUCUAAAAACAGAGGCCAACAGAUUAUCUGAUGAAAAAGACUGUGGAGACAUUGAGAAACUGAACAACUCCAAUCAAAAAUUAAUGGCAGUAUAUACUGAGUUCUGGGAACUGAUGGAUCGGAGACAAGAAAUUUUACUGGAAGCCAAUGACUUUUUCAAGUGUGUUAACAAGGCUUUUGACAAAUUAGGAGGCAUUGAAUCUUACCUGAAACAUUUGAGGAUGCAAAAUCUAAAUGACUCUGAAUUUUCUACAAAACAAAAGGAAGCUGAAGUCGAAAUCAAAAGAUAUACUUCCGAUGCCUUCCAAAAGGGGCACUCGCUCUUAAAGAAGUCACCUCUUAACCCAGGGAUGAAUGGAAUUCAGGAAAUGAUUGGAUACCUUCAGAAAAGAGUAGAUCAGCUAACUAGCCAGAGCCCAACUUCUAUGGAAAGUUCUCUCAAGCAACAGGGUAUAAUGGCGUCAUUACAGGAUCAACUCAUAAAGACAUCAAUUUGGAUCCAGAAUAUUGACUUUGAUCUUGAAAGACACAGCAAUCCUGGCUGGAGCAUCACUGAAUGUGAGGAAGUACGGAACAAACUGGGUGAAUUGGCCAGACAAACCAAGGAGGCAUUGCAAUGUAUGGAGUCUGCUGCACAGCUUAUGCAGAUGGUACCAUCUGGGAGCGAAGCGUUUGCCAGCAACUCUCAGAUUCUAGAUGAGAAAUUAAAAGCCCUGGAUCAGAGUAUUGAGGAGAAAUUGGAAGUUAUAAGUGUCUAUGUAACAUUUUUAAAGUCUUCAAAACAGUUGGAAUCUCACAUCGAGAAUCUUAAGACGCUGUGCACACCUAAUCCAGAGGCAACUACCCAACUGGAGACAGCGGAAACACAGAUACAGAUUGUGCUUGAUGAACUUUUUUCAGUCCAAGACAUGGGACAAAAUUGUCUGAAUAUCAUAAAAAUGAUGAACAAGGACAGAUUCUUGAAGGAUAAACAUGUGCAGACUGUGGAGGACACGAUAGCUAAUCUGAAUAAGGAAAGGAAUGAGAUAACAAACCUGUGGUCAGUGUGGCGACAGCAUGUCAGUCAAGAAAAUUCCUCCAAGCAGACAUGGAGAACAAUUAAAGAUCAGCUGAGACUGGCAAGUGGCAGAUUACAAGAACUGGAAAAUGAUCUACAGCCUUUGUCUUCAUUGAGUUUAGGAAAUGAUAUCCAAAAUAUCUUAAAUGCACAGGAGAAGUUGUAUAAUAUUAAAACAAAGUUUCAGAAACUAAAUGAUGAAAUGGAGCAAGCAAUAAAAAUCUCAGAACUUCUUACUCGAGAAGGAACACAAAUCAAUGAAAAAGCAGGGAAGAUAAAUGAGCUUGCACAGUACCACCAAAGACUAAAGGACAACAUUAAAGAAUAUGAAGAGAUUUUUAUCAAAAUUGUGACAUUUUAUAAGAUGAAGACAGAGAUCAAUAUUUUGAAGAUGGAAAUAGAACCUCUGACAGCAGCUCACACUAAUGAUGACAUUCCGCUGAAUAAGAAGCAGGAGCAGCAAGCACAUAUACAGAGUCUAUAUAAAAUCAUUCUUAACUUGGGAUCUCAGAUUGUUUCCACAAUACAACAUUCUAAGUUCAUUACUAUACCUCUAAUUGAUCUCCAGCAGCAGCUCCAUAACCUGGAACGUGACAGUGUGAUGUGGAAUGUAGAAAAGAAAGAGGAAAAAGCAUCAAGCACUUCGAACACAGCAUCCAUUGGAGAUGUAAAUGAACUGAAAGAAUCAUUUAAAGAUCUGAAGAAAAAGUUUAACAACCUGAAAUUUAACUACACAAAAAAAGCCGAUAAAGGGAGGAAUCUGAAAGUAAUUAAGAAUCAGCUACAGCAAGUCGAAAUGUAUGCUGAAAGAAUUCAGGCUUUAAAAAAGAAAAUUGAUCAUUUGGAAAAUAAAAUAGGCGCUGAAGUCCACAAAACAGAUAAAAUGUAUGAAGCAAUUUGUGAACUGCAGAAACAUGUUAGUGAAUUUAUAAAUUUGAUGCAAGAUUACAAAGUCUACCUUGAAAUGGCUGAAGACCUACAUCAUAUAAUGGAGGAGAGUCAGUUUUGGUGUGAAGAGGCCUGUGCAACAGUUGUGCGAGUGGGACAAUACUCUGCAGAAUGUAAAACUAUGGAAGCAGUAGAGGCACUUUUGAAGCAGUUUAACAAGUUUGUAGAGCCUACACUACCACAGCAAGAAGAGAGAACACAGCAGAUGAUCAACAUUGCAAAACAUAUUUAUGGAGCAGGUGAUGGUAUGAAGUAUAUUGAGAAGACGUUAGUAAAACACAAAGAAGCCAUCAACACUGUGAAUGAUUUGUGUAUCUACCUAUCGGAGCUAGAAGAAAAACUGCAGGAACCAGAGAAAGUUCCAGGAAUUUCCAUAAGUGAAGAGCAUGGGGAAGCUACAGAGCAUCCUUCAUUUGCCAAAGAUGGUAGUAUACUCGCAGAUGCAGAAUUACACUCUGACUUGCUAACAGAAGAAGUAGUAUCUGGUGAUGAAUAUGAGUGCAUAUCCCCCGAUGACAUCUCCUUGCCUCCGCUUGCUGAAACUCCUGAAUCCAACCUACCCCAGUCUGAGACAGAGCAGGAUGAGCAGAAUUGUUACAGCUCCCAUAAUAUGCAUGUCAGCUCUUAUAGCUUGCAAAUGCAAAUAAACACCAGCGGCACAAGGCUGGUUGAUGGUUCAGAACUGCUAACACCUGUUGCUUACACUGACGUGUCGAGUCACAGGAAAGAAAAUACUUCCAGUAAUUUGGAGAGAUGCUCUUCUCCCACUAUUGGAUACAAAACAGUAUCACCUUUUUCACACCACUCGACAGUAGUCAAUGAAGCGCGCUAUUCUCUAAGUACUUCACCUGCCAAAGCAAAACCCAGCUACCACUUGAACGAAGUGCAUGAAACUCAUUUGCAGCACCGUUCUGUUUAUGAGAGCACGGAAAAAACAGACCAAUUGCAUGCUUCUGAUAUUACCGCUACAACUAAAGAUAGACUGCAUGUUACCCCAGAUGAAUUCUCUGGUCUCAUGUUUCAAUCAGACACUGCCAAGACCUGCCAGAGGCAUACAGUUACCCAAGAGGCAAUUAAAAGUGUUUCAGAAAUGCACAGCAAUGUUAUCCCAGCAGCUCAGAGUCCUGGGUUCGCCAAGCACCUGCCUAAUGUCACUGUUAAGGAAGGCUCUCCAGUGACUCUGGAAGUAGAAGUUACCGGAUAUCCAGAGCCUACGCUUACCUGGUACAGAAAGAAUAUGAAAUACUCCACAAAUGAUCAUGGAAACAACAAUGGAAAGCAAACCAGUCACACUUUCAUCAUUCAAGAGCUUUGUAAGAAGGAUUCUGAUCAGUUAAUUGCUCAAACCUCUACCUAUAAAGCCGCUGUCACUUCUGCUGUUGAAGCCAAAAUCAAAGGAAUAACCCAACCCAUUUUAGCAGUCAACUGGAUAACCUUGUUUGUCAUAUAUAUCUGUGUCUCAGUAGUAUACUGGAUGUUUUCAUAG
Nanorana parkeri is the source of this 4407-nucleotide messenger RNA. It is a transcript of the gene CCDC141, whose product is annotated as coiled-coil domain containing 141. Gene Ontology annotation, cellular component: plasma membrane; cytoplasm. Gene Ontology annotation, molecular function: guanyl-nucleotide exchange factor activity. The record is from RefSeq and is a predicted model, not a curated record. Gene Ontology annotation, biological process: axon guidance. The transcript has 23 exons. The coding region runs from base 1 to 4407 and encodes 1468 amino acids. NCBI's taxonomy places the organism in Eukaryota, Metazoa, Chordata, Amphibia, Anura, Dicroglossidae.